AUGCUCUUAUCAACUCUUUUAUCGACAUUAUGUCUCCCUUUAGUCCUUGGAUUCUCGUUCAGCUUGCAGAACACCAAUCCUACCCAAUGUAGUACAGCGAAUAUCACUUGGGAAGGGGGUCAAUCGCCUUUCAGUUUAACCAUUAUCCCCGCAUUUGAUUAUCCCUCUACGCUUUCCAUUCCAGAUUCCAACUAUGAUAGCUCAUCUGGAAAAGGUAGUUACUCAUGGACAGUUAAUUAUCCGAAAGAUACUCAAUUCGUCGUCAUGAUGUCAGAUGGAAGCGGUACAGGAACUGGAGGUGUAUCGCCGUUAUACAAAGUUGGUUCUGGCUCGACAUCGUGUAAUUCACGAUCUGACGAGACGGAUUUCCUAUUCUACUUGAAUGAAACUUCCUUAACGCAAUGCGACCCGGUUUCGAUCUACUGGGACAAUUCAGCCGUCACUCCCGUCUCCAUACUAGGUGCUAUACCAGGUGGUCAGGUAUUCCAACUUGUUUCAGUGAAUGACAAAACCAAUUCUUUAGUAUGGAAUACCAACAUCGCUUCAAAUACUCAAAUCAUCAUAGCCGCAUUCGACUCCGGAACACACGGUCAAGGUGGUUCAUCAGCAUUGUUGACUAUCGGUUCUUCAUCCGAUAGCUCCUGUAUAAACGAUCAAUCACCUUCAUCAACCACUGCUGGUUCACCGACAGCUACAGGAACCACAACGGGGAAUGCGGGCGGUGUAAAGACUGUCACGGCUAUUACUACUCAGACUAGUCUACCUAAAGGUGCAGCGGGACUAUCGACCGGUGCAUUGGUAGGAAUAGUAGUAUCGGCUGUCCUAGUUGUUAUAGCUCUUCAAGGCGCAUUAUUAUGGUUCUGCUGCAGACGACAGAUCCGAUCAUUGAUAUACCACAGAAGGGAGAUGAAAGGCUCAGAAGUCAAACCUGGUGGAGAAGUAGAUCUGGGAUUGGCAUCUCAUCAUUCGAAUUCCUACGAAGAUUACAGGGACGAUCAUGGUAACGAUCCUUACGCUGCAUGGGGCGCUCCUACCGUCAAAUCAAGAUAUUCAAGAUCAAGAGAUGACGAUGGAUAUUCUAAUUCCGUUUCACCAUUUAUAGAUGAUAAUAUCACCCUCCCACCUUUAUCUUUAUCAUCACAAGGAAAUGGACAUGGUCGACACGAUUCAUUCGCUUUAUCUAUUGGUCAAUCCAUACCUGAAUUGGAUCUUACACCUUCACCAUCCCUAUCGACAAACAACGGAUUCGCUUUCGGUAAUUCACCUUCGUCUCCUUUGAUCAACCAAUACCCCUCGUCAUCAUCAAGACCAGGAAUGACAAAGGCUCAGAUGGCAGCCAGUCUAUCGGCUUCCAACCCUGACAGAAACGAGAACCAGUUCGAUAUAGGAAGUAGAUUACCUCCUCAGGAAGCUCCUUCAGGUGGAUUCGUAAGGCAUGAAGAUGCUGGAUCGAUCCGGGCGCCUCCGGAAGCGGAACAACCGGAGGUGGAAGAUCUACCUCCUCUGUAUAGACCUGAAUGGGAGACUGAGUCGCAGAGGGGUAGGGGAAAUAACAAUGAUAGAUAG
This is a messenger RNA of Kwoniella botswanensis, 1566 nucleotides long. RefSeq lists its product as uncharacterized. The record is from RefSeq and is a predicted model, not a curated record. The transcript is spliced from 8 exons. NCBI's taxonomy places the organism in Eukaryota, Fungi, Basidiomycota, Tremellomycetes, Tremellales, Cryptococcaceae. Bases 1 to 1566 code for a protein of 521 amino acids.